Etheostoma spectabile (orangethroat darter) is the source of this 4176-nucleotide messenger RNA. RefSeq names its product mesoderm induction early response 1, family member 2 (gene mier2). Gene Ontology annotation, biological process: negative regulation of transcription by RNA polymerase II. The transcript has 13 exons. Gene Ontology annotation, molecular function: histone deacetylase binding; transcription corepressor activity. NCBI's taxonomy places the organism in Eukaryota, Metazoa, Chordata, Actinopteri, Perciformes, Percidae. The coding region runs from base 375 to 1958 and encodes 527 amino acids. Gene Ontology annotation, cellular component: nucleoplasm. The record is from RefSeq and is a predicted model, not a curated record.
GGUUUUAUUUAUUAAUUUAUUUUUUAACUAAAAGGGAAAUUAUCUUAUGCCAGCUUUCAAGCGAGAGAAAAAUAGCCGAAUUUCUUGGAAAUUAUCAAUAUAACUCUGCACCUAACUAACUGUAGCACUGUAUGUUGCUGAAUCGUUGCGGCAAUAAACGGAGCAGUACAGAGAGGAGCAGACCUACAACAUCCGGGCAAUAGUCAGCUUGCGCAGAAACGGAAUGGCGGAGGUGGAUUAAAAGCCCCUGCAGAAAAGUGUGGAGGUUGUGGCCUAGUGGAGAGUGGAGGAGGUACAGUGAUGAAGGCCCUCAGCAGGAGAAGCAGAAGAAGACUUAACAGGCCUUAGAGGACUUGGAAGAGUCUGUUCGCCCCAUGAAGAUGGCAGCGCAGUCCCACGCUGCCGGUGAGCUUCCUUUGGAGGAGCUGCUGGCUCUGUAUGGUUACACAGUGUCAGAUCCAGAGAAGGAGACCUGUCGCAUUGCUGCCAGACUGCCAGACAUGACACUGGAGAAGGAUCAGUUAACUGAGGAUCUCUUUCCUGGGGAGGAGGACGAAGAAUCGUCAGCUGAUGAUCUCACCCCCUCAGUCACCUCAAACACCUCAGAUCUGCUCCGCCGCCUCCAAGGUAGAGACAAAGACACAUUAGUCAGCUCAUCAGAUGAGGACUCUGACGAUGCCUCUAUUCCCUUUAAUGAAGAGCAUAAGGAGAUCAUGGUUGGCUCUAUGUACCAGGCAAAAAUCCCUCCACUCAGUUCAUGUUCCUACCAGGAGAGAGACCGCAGCAGUGAGGACCAGUUACUGUGGAGGCCGGGUGUUCUGCCAGUGCAGGAAGUAGAAGAGUUUUUGCUGAAUGCACAGAGCCCACAUGGCCAACAGGGGGCUACAUGCACACAAACACGAGGAGACACUGUCAGAGACAACCAACAGGCACUGUAUGAACUAGUUAAAUGCAACUUUAAUGCAGAAGAGGCCCUGAGACGACUACGCUUCAAUGUGAAAGUGUUCCGUGAGGAGCUUUGUGCCUGGAGUGAGGAGGAGUGUAGGAAUUUUGAGCAUGGCUAUCGGGUUUACGGAAAAAACUUCCACCUCAUUCAGGCUAAUAAGGUACGAACGCGCUCCGUUGGCGAGUGUGUAGAGUAUUACUACAUGUGGAAGAAGUCUGACCGUCAUGAGUACUUUACCCAGCAGGCCACCAGGCUCAGCCGCAAGAAGUUCAGCCUCCAGUCAGAGAGCAUAGAGGAUGGAGACCAGGACGGGGAGGUUGGGGAGCUGGAGGGAAGCAACAAUUCCUCAGGCUUGUCUCACAGCUCCAUGGGCACUGGGCAGCUGGAGUCCCCAUUACCCCCCCAGUCGAGUCUAGACCAGGACAAACAAGGAGGAGAGCCGUCCCCGCCGCAGGCGAACUCCCCGAUUUCACUUAAAGCCAUGAACUCGGUCCAGACAGGCCACAGAAAGCAGGCUGGGCCUGCAGUGGGGGCUAGUUGGGGUGUCAGACUUGUAUGUGACGGAUGUCGCGCUCUUGGCGUCCCUUCUCUCCCCCGCCCUGGGGGCCCUCCGGGUCCUACUCGGAUUGUUGUCCCCACACUUGUUCACCCCAGUCCCCGCCUUCCCCCAACCCCCGGGGGCUGGGAGAGCCCCCCUCUCCCAUGCGACUACAGCCUCCCAGGCUCGUGUUUUUACCAGCUGCACAUGUGUAGCGGACCGUUUGUCUCCGAGGGCCCUGACUGUGACACAGCAGGCGGUGGGACUGGCUCCCCCCACGGGCUGCAGGUAGAGUUUAGUCUGCCAGCGGCCUCACCUCCCUUCUUCUGUCCUCCCAUCACACUUCCAAGCAUUUGGCAGCCUGCUGCACUCCUCUCCCGUCCAGCAUCCACACUCUCUCACACAGUGAAGAGACAUGUGGAAUUCAAAACUGAGUGGUACUCUUCAUGGUUUGCCCUGUGUCGAGAUCUUUGAUCGGUGGUAUUUACACAAGGCUUGAACAAACCAGGACAAAAAGUGCAUUUACCUUACUUUGUGAAAAAGAAUGGACCUACUACCUGUGUUGGGGGGUAACUCUCCUGUCUGAAGCCUCUUUUUAAACGGAGACACUUGAACCCUCUGUCCAUUGUGGAAUGAUGAGUGUUACUACUAUCAGGACAGAAAUAUUGAUUGGAUGUGAUUAAUACAUACUUGUGAAAAUGCAGUGCAGAUGAUGAGAGCUGCACUGACCAGGCAAACAAACCAGAACUGGCUAGCAGUGAUUUUUUUUUUUUUCCUUUUCAAAAACGGAUCAAUGAUUGACAAUGUUAACCACUGUUUCUUUUUUUCUUUCUUCUUAUUUAUCAGGAUGAAAAAGUUUAACUGCAGCUCAGAUAUCAUCCAAACUUCUUCCUGCAAGAGCCAAUCACGUUUAUUUUUAGCUAUGUUCUGCAUAUUGAUCAGCGCUUUUGCUGCUGCAGCCGUUUGAGAUCUGUCUCUGGAGAGUGUCACAUUGACAUGGUUGCUGCCAUGCUGACCACAGAGUAAACUCUUCAAAGUCUCUUCAAAGUAUAUACUGAAUACUUUAUUUAAACUUUAAGUUUAAAUGUCCUCAAUGGAGUUCGUACUUGGCUGUCCCUUUUCGGUUCCUCAUGUCGGUUUAGUUUCCACUUCACUUGAAGAGUGGCAGAAGAGUCAGAAUUUAGUUUACAUGUAAAGAGCUGAAACUAAAUAACAUUUUCUGAGGUUAAGAUUUGAACGUGGUCGGUCAAAAAAAGAGCUCAAUAUUUUUUGCAGGGUUUAAUUUUGUAUUUGUGGAAGUUUUAAUGCGUGUUUUUAAUUUGAAGAUUUACAAAGAGAUUUACCAAGGUGCAGUGCUUUGUCAUCAUGUCUGAUCGUUUCCAUCACGUUGAAUAUUUCGUACCAUUAGGAGGCUGUUUGCCAUGCAGAUUAGGCCUAAAAUAAAACGUGUGAAUGUAGAAUGUAAAUGCGAACAUAAGUAAGUCACUGACUGCAAUCACACUUUGCUCAAAUUCUGCAACUUUGAUGAUCCCCAAGAUCAUUAAUCAAUGAGAAUCGCUAUCAGUCUGGACAGGUUUCACAAACGGAUCAGACAGGAAUGUUAUUAUGUGAUUAGAAGUUUAUUGGAAUAUGACAAAUCUUGUCAGUGUAAGAGUAAAAACUAAUGUAAUAACAGAUGUUGAGGUCCAAAUAUCAUGCUGGUAUGGAAUUUAUAAGAUCUUAUGCUUGCCAUUUUUCAUCCAAGUAACGUCCAAUCAGUGAACAAAGUGUGAACAAAGGUACAUUUGUGAUAUUUUUAGUGGGACAUAUACAAACUGCGUUUUGGAUUUAACAAAUCCAACAUCUCUUUCCUUCACCGACCCCUGCCGCCAGACAUAGUGAAACACACUGACUAAUGUCACACAUCUAGAUGCAUUAACAUUUCUAAUAAUAUAUUUUAUAGUGCAAUUCUCUCUAACAGUUUCUCAAAUAUGUCUUGCCUGUUUCCCAAAACUAUCAUGUUCCCUCAUGUUAGAGCUGUCAAACUGUCUUAUGAAUUUUGAGGAAGACAAACGUCUCUAUUCUCAGUGCACUUUUAUCAUUGCACAAUAUUUAAAUGAAUUGAUGUGAGGUCAUGGAUAUGAUAAAUACAUGUAUGGACAAAGCAUAUACUAAAGAUUACAGUGAAUAUUAGUUGAUUAUUUGAUUGAUGAGCUUUAAGAUACCUCCUUAUUAAGAAUAAUUAAAAUACAUUUUUUUUGUCACUUCACAAAGUCAUGCAUUGGUUUAUGUAUCCAUUAAUACACAACAUACAUAUGUGGAAUUAUCUUCUGCACGUUAGUCACACUCUCUAAAGCGGUAAAGGCAAAGUUACAGGGAACGGGUCAAAGGAUUAAGCCCCAAGUUCUUUCUUCCAUCUGUCCUAUUUAUUCCUCGUUUAUGUCUAUACAUGUGGAAACUCUUCCUGUAAUUCCUGUUAAAGCCAAGCCAGUUUCAGAUCAACAUUUGUUUGGUCUUUGUUUACAUGACAGGGGUUGGGGUGGGGGUGGGGCGGGGGGGUCAUGAUGAGACCAUGAAGGCAGGAAACAGGGCCGAAUCACUCUCUUUUUAUUAAUUCUUUUAUUUUUAGCAAUUUAUAUAUUGUACUGCUUCUGUUAUGUUUGUUUAUAAUUAUUUUGUAAAAAAUAAAAUAAAAAGAAAUGAUUGAAAUGAA